AUGCAGGCCUUCCGCCGCAAUACUUUCUCGGCCCUUCACAAUGUCGCCGCCGGGCAGCGUCGGUCAUACCUAAAGGCCACCUCUGCCUAUGCCGAUACCGUGAACAACCUGAAGAUCAACAAGGACACCCGGGUUCUCUUCCAGGGCUUCACCGGCAAGCAGGGAACGUUCCACGCCGAGCAGGCCAUUGCCUACGGCACAAAUGUCAUCGGUGGCACAAACCCCAAGAAGGCUGGCUCCACCCACCUUGACCGUCCCGUGUUCGCCAAUGUGGCCGAUGCCGUGAAGGAAACCGGCGCGACGGCAUCUGCGAUUUUCGUCCCACCGCCGCUGGCUGCUGCCGGUAUCGAGGAGGCUAUUGCUGCUGAGAUGCCCCUGGUUGUCUGUAUCACCGAGGGUAUUCCCCAGCACGACAUGGUCCGCAUCACCGACAUCCUCAAGACCCAGAACAAGACCCGUCUGGUCGGCCCGAACUGCCCCGGCAUCAUCGCUCCCGGUCAAUGCAAGAUCGGUAUCAUGCCCGGCUUCAUCCACAAGCGCGGCCGUGUCGGCAUCGUCUCCCGCUCCGGUACCCUGACCUACGAGGCUGUGAACCAGACCACGCAGGCCGGUCUGGGCCAGUCGCUUGUCGUCGGCAUUGGCGGUGAUCCCUUCUCCGGCACUAACUUCAUCGACUGCCUGAAGAUUUUCCUCGAGGACAAGGAGACCGACGGCAUUAUCAUGAUCGGCGAGAUUGGCGGUUCCGCCGAGGAGGAGGCCGCCGAGUUCUUCAAGGCCAACAACAAGCACAACAAGCCCGCUGUUUCCUUCAUCGCCGGUAUCAGCGCUCCCCCCGGCCGCCGUAUGGGCCACGCCGGUGCCAUCGUCAGCGGCGGCAAGGGCGGCGCCGACUCGAAGAUCUCGGCUCUCCAGGAUGCCGGUGUCAUUGUUGAGCGCAGCCCUGCCUCGCUUGGCAAGACCCUGCUUGCUGAGUUUGUCAAGCGUGAUCUCGUCUAA
Molecule: messenger RNA, 996 nt
Organism: Penicillium lagena
Lineage: Eukaryota; Fungi; Ascomycota; Eurotiomycetes; Eurotiales; Aspergillaceae
Product: succinate--CoA ligase (GDP-forming) subunit alpha
Exons: 7
Coding region: 1-996 (331 amino acids)
Biological process (GO): tricarboxylic acid cycle
Cellular component (GO): succinate-CoA ligase complex (ADP-forming); mitochondrion
Molecular function (GO): succinate-CoA ligase (GDP-forming) activity; succinate-CoA ligase (ADP-forming) activity
Source: RefSeq, a predicted model, not a curated record